GCACAGAAUAACAGAAGAAGUAACAUAAGCUUCCCAAAACAACACGCGAAUUACGCGUGCCAUGGCAAAGAAAUAGGGUAAAGUAGAAUCCGGGCCAUUGAUGGUAAAGUAGGAUAGUCCUCGUAGAGCGAUUAUAUAUUUCUUCUCCUGGAGGCGUGAUAUCGCAAACCAUGGUGUGCUGUCGGAUUCCCAGAAGUUUCCUGAGUAGUGCCUGGGGCUUUGCUCCUCUGCUGGCCGCUGCGCUGCUCAGCCUGUUGCUCGCAGGGACGCAACUAACCACAGCCUUCCCCUCCUGGAGGUUAGAGGAAGAAGCUCACACCACUGUGUUGCUCAUCGGGAUCCACAAAGAGGCCCGGUCACAAGUGCUUCACCUUUCCAGGAACAAGCGCUACACCCUCACCCCGGAGCAGCUCAAAUGGGACAAAUUCAAGCUAACAUAUAAGUUGCUCUCCUUCCCUACAAACUUGAUAAAUGCCAGUGACACACGUCGAGGCAUUGCCAAGGCUUUUGGCAUGUGGAGUGACAUCUCGCCGUUCACAUUCAGAGAGGUGCCAGCUGACCAAGAGGCAGACAUUAAGAUCGGCUUCUACCCAGUCAACCACACUGACUGUUUGCAGUCCUACUUGCACCAUUGUUUCGACGGCAUCACAGGAGAAUUAGCUCAUGCAUUCUUCCCGCCAACAGGCGAGAUCCACUUUGAUGACCACGAAUACUGGAGUCUUGGAAACAUGCGCUUCAGCUGGAAGAAAGGGGUUUGGCUAACAGAUCUUGUCCAUGUGGCAACUCAUGAAAUCGGUCAUGUCCUUGGACUCAUGCACUCCAUGGAUCCAAAUGCUAUAAUGCACCUAAAUGCAACACUGACAGGGCGCAAGCUAAUCACACAGGAUGAGGUGUGGGGUUUGCACCGUCUAUAUGGAUGUUUGGACCGGUUAUUUAUCUGUCCUGCCUGGGCUCGGAAAGGCUAUUGCGACAGCAAGCGCAGGCUAAUGCAGAAGCACUGCCCUUCCAGCUGUGAUUUCUGUUACGAAUUCCCUUUUCCCACCGUAGCACCAACCCCGACUCCCCCAAGGACCAAACACAAACUGGUCAUCGAGGGCAAAAAGCUUACUUUUCGUUGCGGGAAGAAAAUUGCAUCGAGGAAAGGCAAAGUAUACUGGUACAAAGACGGGGAGCUGCUGGAGUUCUCUCAUCCAAACUACAUCUCCCUGAAAAAUGACCACAUCACUAUAGUGGCCAACGCCAUCAAUGAAGGCACGUACACCUGCAUCGUGAGAAAAAAAGACAAAGUUCUUACUAACUACUCAUGGAGGGUACGCGUACGCUUCUGAAGUUCCCUUCACGCCGAGCAGGACACUAGGGCACAUUUUUUUUUUGGUCUUGUAUCAUCCACAUAAAACUGUCUGUUGACUGUUAUUUUAAAAUGCAUUUCUGUAUGUGCAAAUAAUAAACGCUCCUUGACAGGUGGUAUUAAUGUGGAAAAUACUACUUGACUGUGAAAAGCUGUUCAUGGCAGGCGCUAAGGUUUAUAUUUUAUGUGGUGAUGAAGUCUGAGCAGGCUUUGUCAGCUGUUUGAGACUUUUACAUCUCUGGAUUCAUUCAGCCAGGACUUCUUCUAAGCUCCUGAGGCAAAGGGAUUAAUGAGGUCCGAGGCCACACACGAGAUCUUAAGAGAACCUUUAAAAAAAAUGGAGUUUAACUAGUUGCAGUGUUAUAACCCACUUUUAUGUUUAGUCUAUGUUUAAACUCAUUCAUACAGGUCAAACUAAUUUACUGCCACUGGAAAAUUGACUGGGGGUUUCAACAAAAAUAAUCCCUGUGGAAAACUUGUCAUCCAAAAAAAAUAUCCAUGUUUCUCAUGUGCUUCUUUUUAUGGUUCUGAAAGUCACAGAAGUACUUGCAUAAAAUUCUUGCCAUUUUAAUAAUUUACUUGCUGAUCAAAACUAAGCUACUAAAGCCAGAAUAAGCAAUAUUGUCUACAGCCUUUGGAGCUAUUUGGACCAAAAACAGCACAUGGAGCACCUCAGACGUCUAGCUUACUUUACUAGCUUCACAGUGAAGCCAGCAGUCUGCUUCCAGAUACCGGGCAGUCAGUUCCACCAGCAGCUCUCUUUCCAAGCUUAUUCAACACAUCAGGUGUAAUAAUCUGUAGAAGGGGCUCCGGCGGGGGCAGGGGACAGAUAAAAUUAAUGAAAAUUUCCAUUUAGUGCCAGCUAUAGAAGCCCCAGGACCAGAGGAUUUUUCUGUGUCUGAUGCAGUUAAAGUACUGUGCAGUCUAGCAGGGUCUUAAGCUGUACUGUUUAUUUUUUUUUGGCGCGCAAUGAGAGGAUUUUUGGUUUAAUUCCGAUGUUGUUAAGCCGUUUAAAAACAAAGGCAGAGCAAAAUCGGGGCCUCGUUUCCCCAGAAAGAACAAAGUACUAAGACAAAAAGUGCAGCGUAAAGAAUGACAUCACUUUUGGACAGCGACUAUGGAGUGGAGUUCAAUGCUGGAUUUCUUCUAGGCU
Messenger RNA from Melanotaenia boesemani (Boeseman's rainbowfish), 2501 nucleotides. It is a transcript of the gene mmp23ba, whose product is annotated as matrix metallopeptidase 23ba. The transcript is spliced from 8 exons. The coding region runs from base 171 to 1328 and encodes 385 amino acids. Gene Ontology annotation, biological process: collagen catabolic process; extracellular matrix organization; proteolysis. The record is from RefSeq and is a predicted model, not a curated record. Gene Ontology annotation, cellular component: extracellular matrix. Gene Ontology annotation, molecular function: zinc ion binding; metalloendopeptidase activity. NCBI's taxonomy places the organism in Eukaryota, Metazoa, Chordata, Actinopteri, Atheriniformes, Melanotaeniidae.